AUGGAGGAAGAAGAUUUGUAUGAUGAAUUUGGAAACUAUAUAGGUAGUUCCAAAGACUCUGAUGUGGAAAGUAUAGAGAAUAAUGUUGAAGCUACAAGUAUAAAUAAUGUUGAAGGACAACAGGCGAUGGCCUUGACCAGAGAUGAGGAGGAACCAGAUCUCACGGAGGAGGCCACAAGUCAAGCAUUGGUUAAGAGCCGCUCAGUAGCUAAAAAUGAAGGAGAAAUGAUUUUCAUUGAUGCAAUUGAACCUUUAUCUGAAAGACCUGUAAUUAGCCCCAAUGUACAGAAGCAGAUAAAAGAAGAAGUCAUUUAUGAGGAUAACCUUGCAUCUUUUGGGCAACAACAACAAAAUAAGUUUCUAAAGGACACAAUGAAUAAAGUUCCUGAAAGAAUACGAAAUAUUACAAUUAUGGGCAGUCACCAAUCGGGGAAAACCAGACUAAUUGACUCGUUACUUUUGCAUUCACAUACACUUCCCAGUGAAACAGCUGAAAAGCUUAAGCUGGCACCACGGUACCUUGACAAUCACCGGUUGGAAAUUGAUAGAGAAAUGACAAUAAAGACUCUGGCGAUGACAAUGAUUCUUGAGGACAAGAGAAAUCGAUCUUUUGCAUUUAAUAUACUCGAUACUCCUGGUCAUGUAGAUUUUAACGACGAGGUGAUUGCCGCGCUUGAACUUUCUGAUGGCGCAGUGUUGGUCUUGGACGUUGUUAUUGGCGUUACUUUUCAAGAUCAAAAACUCAUUAACGAGAUUAUGAAAAGGAACAUGCCUCUAGUUUUAGUCAUUAACAAAAUAGAUAGGUUGAUUUUGGAAUUGCAAUUACCACCCAAGGAUGCAUAUUUCAAGAUUUUCAACAUUAUUGAUGAUGUAAAUCAACUUAUCCAACAAAGUGAAUAUUUUGAGUCUUUUUCGCACCAAAAAGAGUUUUCCCCGUUACUAGAUAACGUCGUGUUUGCUAGUGCUGAUUUUGGCAUUUUCUUUAGUUUGAGAAGUUUCACCGAGUUGUAUUCUCAAACACAAGUCCAAUUAAAAGCAGAUUUCGAUGAGGAGUUUGUGGGUAUGCUAUGGGGGGAAUAUUUUUUUGAUCCGCAGCAAAACGCAAUUACAGAUGACUCCCGUAAUGGCCAAUUGUCAAGGACGUUUGUGGCGUUUGUUCUAGAUACAUUAUACAAAAUCACAUCUUUAGUAUUAAUUUCCAUGCCAUCUGAUAAGAAGCUACCUAAGCUACUUUGGCAAAACUUUGGAGUCUCGAUUCCAAAAAGGGAGUAUAAAAAGGACAUUAAACAAUUAUUGAAAGUAGUUUUUAUGACCAUUUUCGAGGGAAAUACGGGGUUUGUUGAUUCCAUAACGAGCCAUAUUCCACUGCCGUUGAGCAACUUAAGCAAUACUGGAAAUGAGUCUCGAAUACUAGGAAAAAUUGCAAAGCUUGUGGAAACUCUGGAUGGUAAAGCCUUCUUUUGCUUAGCCAGAGUCUACCUGGGCAAUUUAAAAGUUGGCGACAGCAUUGGAAUAUAUACUGGCGGAUCAGACAAGGAUGCCAAAAUGUGUAAACAGGAAACGAUAGGACAAAUUUUUAUACCAGGAGGCAGAUGUAAUUUCCCCGUCACUGAGACUGGUCUAGGCACAAUUGUGUUAAUUGAAGGUAUUGACUCAAGCAUCAAAAAAGGUGCUACAAUAGCAAAUUACACAGAAGAAGCACCGCCAAUUUUUGAAAUACCAAGAUAUAGUAUUAAUUCAGUAUUCAAAGUCGCUAUUGAACCAGAAGACCCACGUCAGAGACCUUUGCUUCUUGAAAGUUUGAGAAAGGUCAAUAAAUCGUAUUUAUCAACAGUCAUAAAUGUCGAAGAAUCGGGAGAGAUUACAGUUCUCGCCCCGGGAGAACUCUCUAUGGAUUGCGUUCUACACGAUGUGAGGAUCUAUUUUGCUGAUGAUUUGCGAAUCAAUGUAAGUGAUCCAUUGACUGUGUUUUCCGAGACUUGUACACAAACAUCGUUUACCAAAAUACCAGUAAGCACAAAUACAGGGGAGUUUACAAUUUCAAUUAUUGCCGAACCUGUGAAUGAUCCGCAACUAAGUUAUGCAAUUGAAUCGGGAAAACUCAACAUUCAUCAAACAAAAAGGGAAAUCUCAUCCAUUUUGAAAAAAGACUUUGAUUGGGAUGCAUUAGCUGCAAAGUCAGUUUGGUCAUUUGGCCCUGAUGAUCUUAUUGAACCGGACAUCUUGCUAGAUGACACUUUGGAAAUGGAAACUGAUAAAGUGCGACUACUAGAACUCAAAGAAUUGAUAAAGUCUGGUUUUACAUGGAGUAUUAGUGAAGGUCCAUUAAUUGGUGACACUAUCCGAAACACAAAAUUUAAAAUAUUAGAUGCUACGUUCAAAACAAAGACAGAUUCAUCACUCAACUCAGCACAAAUCAUACCGUUGAUUCGACGUGCGUGUUAUACCGGAUUGUUAACUGCAAAUCCUAGAUUAUUGGAGCCCAUAUAUAGAAUGGAUUGCAUUUGUUUUUACAAUAACAUACGCGUGAUAAAUGAGUUGUUGAAAUCGAGAAGGGGUUAUAUCAAGAAGCAAGAGGCAAUAGAAGGAACCCCUUUGCAUCAUGUUGAAGGGUACUUGCCAGUUAUUGAUAGUUUUGGAUUUGCAUCUGAUGUAAAACAGCAUUGUCAGGGAAAAGCGAGCGUUUCAUUAAUUUUUUCACAUUGGCAAAUCGUUCCUGGCGAUCCUUUCGAUAUGGUUUGUCAGUUACCAAGACUCAAACCAGUCCCAGAGGAAUCGUUAUCUCGUGAUUUUCUACUAAAGACGAGAAAACAAAAGGGCUUAACUGGCGAACCAACUUUGCAAAAAUACAUUGAUCCCGAGUUUUACGAAAAAUUGAAAGAAAGAGGAUUAGUUUUGUAA
Molecule: messenger RNA, 2901 nt
Organism: Lodderomyces oxycetoniae
Lineage: Eukaryota; Fungi; Ascomycota; Pichiomycetes; Serinales; Debaryomycetaceae
Gene: SNU114
Product: U5 snRNP GTPase
Exons: 1
Coding region: 1-2901 (966 amino acids)
Biological process (GO): mRNA splicing, via spliceosome
Cellular component (GO): cytosol; U4/U6 x U5 tri-snRNP complex; U2-type catalytic step 2 spliceosome
Molecular function (GO): GTPase activity; U5 snRNA binding; GTP binding
Source: RefSeq, a predicted model, not a curated record